Molecule: messenger RNA, 1120 nt
Organism: Heterocephalus glaber (naked mole-rat)
Lineage: Eukaryota; Metazoa; Chordata; Mammalia; Rodentia; Bathyergidae
Gene: Cebpe
Product: CCAAT enhancer binding protein epsilon
Biological process (GO): DNA-templated transcription; regulation of transcription by RNA polymerase II; myeloid cell differentiation
Molecular function (GO): RNA polymerase II cis-regulatory region sequence-specific DNA binding; DNA-binding transcription factor activity, RNA polymerase II-specific
Source: RefSeq, a predicted model, not a curated record
CAGAGAGGGCAGAUCGAGGGCAGAUCUAGGGCAGGGGGAGAUCGAGGGAGGGUAGGCUGAGCAUCCAAGGGGUGCCCCAAGAGCAGGGCCCAGGGGUGGGGAGCGAAAGGGGUGGGCCGGCCAUGUCCCACGGGACCUACUAUGAAUGUGAGCCCCGGGGUGGCCAGCCGCCACUUGAGUUCUCAGGGGGCCGAGCGGGGCCUGGGGAGCUGGGGGACAUGUGUGAGCAUGAGGCCUCCAUCGACCUCUCUGCCUACAUCGAGUCUGGGGAGGAACAGCUGCUUUCCGACCUCUUUGCCAUGAAGCCAGCACCUGAGGCCCGAAGCCUUAAGGGCCCCGGAACCCCUGCCUUCCCUCACUAUCUGCCGCCUGACCCACGGCCCUUCGCCUACCCACCACAUACCUUCGGCCCAGACAGGAAGGUGCUGGGCCCUGGCAUCUACAGCAGUCCAGGGAGCUACGACCCCAGAGCUGUGGCUGUGAAGGAGGAGCCCCGGGGGCCAGAGGGCAGCCGAGGUGCCAGCCGAGGUGGCUACAAUCCCUUGCAGUACCAAGUGGCACACUGUGGGCAGACAGCCAUGCACCUGCCCCCCACCCUGGCAGCACCCGGCCAGCCCCUUCGCGUUCUCAAGGCCCCUCUGGCUGCUGCUGGGGCCCCCUGCAGCCCCCUCCUCAAGGCGCCUUCCCCAGCUGGCCCCUCACACAAAGGCAAGAAGGCAGUGAACAAGGACAGCCUAGAAUACCGGCUGCGGCGGGAGCGCAACAAUAUCGCAGUGCGCAAGAGCCGGGACAAGGCCAAGCGGCGCAUUCUGGAGACGCAGCAGAAGGUGCUGGAAUACAUGGCCGAGAACGAACGUCUGCGCAGCCGGGUGGAGCAGCUCACCCAGGAGCUGGAUACCCUCCGCAACCUCUUCCGCCAGAUCCCUGAGGCUGCCAACCUCAUCAAGGGUGUGGGGGGCUGCAGCUAAGCCUGGCUGAUGGACUGUGGGUACCAGACCCAUGGCUGGACCCUGGAGACCCCACCCUGCUGGGACCUCGGAGGCCUCUGCAGGCCAAGCCUAAGACAUGACGAUGGACCAGGGUGGCAGGGUAGCUGAGGGGGCAGGACCCAUGAAGAUUC